This is a messenger RNA of Toxoplasma gondii ME49, 4110 nucleotides long. Its product is annotated as sporozoite developmental protein. Gene Ontology annotation, molecular function: metalloendopeptidase activity; metal ion binding. Bases 801 to 3872 code for a protein of 1023 amino acids. The record is from RefSeq and is a predicted model, not a curated record. The transcript has 10 exons. Lineage: Eukaryota; Apicomplexa; Conoidasida; Eucoccidiorida; Sarcocystidae. Gene Ontology annotation, biological process: proteolysis.
AGUAUAUUAUGGCAGUGAAAAAAUUGGUGAAGUCGCCUGUGGGAUUUGACUCAUAGGAAUUCCAACCGGCUAGUUCUUGGACGCUAACUGCCGACCUGCGGGACCGUCAGUUUCCAUACUUGCAGGGAAACAGACGAGGACGCGGAACUGGUAGACACCCUAGAAAGUCCAAGAAAUAAGGCUUGUUCGGGACAGCUGCAAUCUAGUGAGGAGCUUCCGUUUGGUGUGAGAGCAGCACCCAGAGUGGAGUAAUUGUAGAGUAGUUGUAACCCGCCCAGGCUGCUGUGGCUUCGCGGCGGUCCGGGGCCGCAUUUGGGACCGGCAAUCGCCACUUAACGGCUGAAUGCCAAGCAAGCAAGCGAUUUUUAGAUUCAUCAUGAAAUCUGUUUGGAAGAAGAAGGCUGGGUCUCAAGUCCAGCACUACGCCAAAGAGUAACAGUACUGGAUCGUUUUGCUCCCUAUGGCAGUAAAUAACGUGCAACAUUGACCGCCGUCGGUGAUGCUUCGAACCUCUCGCAGUGCUUGAUUACUGCCUGUCACGGUGUAGAGGGAGACUGCGACGAUUUCCCACUGAAUUUCCAACAUCCUGGCAUUACAGUGUAGCUAGCUCAGGAUCCGCCAAGCAUUGUCACGCUAUUCUUCUGGUCAGGCUGGUGCUGCCAUACCAUCUUUAAAAUGUUCUGUACGUACACCAGAGAGUCCUGGUUGGAUUGGACAACUGUGUAACUUGUUUUCCCCUCCCGAUCAAUUUGUGAGGCAGAGAAACCUGUCGUCAUUGCUGCCUCCUUUUCCCCUCAAUCAUGUGUCGGUUCAGCAAGAUGAUCAAGAAACUACUGCUUGUUUUGUGUUCCUGCGUAUUAGCUGUCGGCUGUGUAUGUGGAGAAGUUCUCAAGCCGGGUGCGGACUACCGAGACUUUCAUCAUUUCCAACUUCCCAAUGGCAUGCAAUGUUUAGCGAUCCACCAUCCGAAGACGACUGAAGGGGCAUAUUCUGUUGCGGUUAAUACCGGCAGUUUGUAUGACCCUGAAGAUCUUCCCGGCCUGGCUCACUUUUUAGAGCACAUGUUGUUUCUCGGAACAAGUAAACAUCCAGAGCCUGAAAGCUAUGACAAAUUCAUGAGCGAACGCGGUGGUCAAAAUAAUGCAUACACAGACGAAGAGAAAACUGUCUUUUUUAACCAGGUUUCAGACAAAUAUUUAGAAGAUGCACUUGACCGAUUUUCCCAGUUCUUCAAGUCGCCGUUGUUCAACCCCGAGUACGAAGAACGGGAAGCGCAUGCUGUCGAUUCUGAACACCAGAAGAACGUCCCCAACGACGAGGAGAGAACCUGGUUCACCAUCCGUUCGCUUGCCAAGGGACCGCUCUCCAGAUUUGCCACAGGAAAUCUGGAAACACUAAACACGGCUCCAAAACGAAAAGGCAUUAAUGUCGUCAGCCGUCUGAAAGACUUUCACAAGAAGUAUUACUGCGCAUCAAACAUGGCUGUCGUCAUAAUGUCACCUCGUUCCCUCGUUGAGCAAGAGACACUGCUGCGGAAAAGCUUCGAGGAUGUAACUUCUGGCAACCCGAAUUUCUUGGGUUUUGAUCAGUGUCCGGGAGUGGACUAUGACCGAACACCACCAUUUGAUCUCUCAAACACCGGCAAAUUCAUCCAUCUGCAAAGCGUGGGAGGCGAGUCGUCACUGUGGGUCGCCUUUAGUCUUCCACCUACAAUCACCUCCUAUAAGAAACAACCGACAGGUAUUCUGACAUACUUGUUCGAGUAUAGCGGAGACGGUUCGUUGUCGAAGCGACUAAGGACGAUGGGACUUGCUGAUGAAGUAUCAGUGGUAGCCGACAGAACAUCGGUUAGCACACUAUUCGCAGUCAAGGUCGAUCUUGCAAGCAAAGGCGCAUCCGAGAGAGGUGCGGUGCUGGAAGAGGUGUUCAGUUACAUUAACUUGCUCAAGAACGAAGGCGUCGAUUCAAAAACGAUAUCAUCUAUAUCUGAGCAGUCUCUGGUAGAUUUCCACACUUCACAGCCGGAUCCGCCUGCGAUGAACGAGGUUGCACGCCUGGCGCAUAAUCUACUCACCUAUGAGCCUUAUCACGUUCUCGCUGGUGACAGCCUGCUGGUGGACCCUGACGCCCAAUUUGUUAACCAGCUGCUGGAUAAAAUGACUUCAGAUCAUGCAAUAAUCGCCUUCGCAGACCCUCAGUUCAAGCGUAACAAUGACUCAUUCGAUGUGGAACCGUUCUACGGCAUUGAGUACAAGAUCACUAACCUGCCAAAGGAGCAGCGCAGGAGGCUUGAAACCGUGACGCCAUCACCUGGCGCCUACAAAAUCCCACCAGCACUAAAACAUGUUCCUCGACCAGAAGAUCUCCACCUGCUACCAGCUCUUGGUGGAAUGUCGAUUCCUGAGCUGCUGGGCGACAGUAACACAUCUGGUGGGCAUGCCGUCUGGUGGCAGGGCCAAGGGACUCUGCCGGUGCCGCGAGUACAUGCCAACAUAAAAGCGAGGACACAACGAAGCCGGACAAAUAUGGCAUCCAGGACGCAGGCGACUUUGUUGAUGGCGGCCCUCGCCGAGCAGCUAGACGAGGAAACAGUCGAUCUUAAACAGUGUGGUAUCUCCCACAGCGUCGGAGUCUCGGGCGACGGUCUUUUAUUGGCGUUUGCUGCCUAUACGCCAAAACAGCUACGGCAGGUGAUGGCGGUUGUUGCGUCAAAAAUCCAAGACCCGCAAGUAGAACAGGACCGUUUUGAUAGAAUCAAACAGAGGAUGAUUGAGGAAUUGGAGGACUCUGCUUCCCAGGUGGCAUAUGAGCAUGCCAUUGCAGCUGCAUCUGUCUUGCUCAGGAACGAUGCCAACAGCCGAAAAGAUCUUCUACGCUUGCUCAAAAGCAGUUCUACUUCGCUGAACGAGACCCUCAAGACAUUCCGUGACCUCAAAGCAGUCCACGCAGACGCGUUUAUUAUGGGCAACAUAGAUAAAGCGGAUGCCAAUUCUGUCGUUCAGUCUUUUCUACAGGAUUCUGGAUUCACACAGAUACCGAUGAAAGAUGCCGCACAAUCCCUUGUCGUGGACCAAAGGGCGCCGAUUGAGGCUCUGAUUGCCAAUCCCAUCCCCAAAGACGUUAACCACGCGACUGUAGUGCAGUAUCAACUUGGCGUCCCUUCUAUUGAAGAAAGGGUUAAUCUUGCUGUAUUAGGUCAAAUGCUAAACAGAAGGCUUUUCGAUCGUCUCCGAACGGAGGAGCAGCUUGGCUAUAUCGUCGGGGCCAGGUCGUACAUCGACUCAUCUGUUGAGAGUUUGCGUUGCGUCUUGGAGGGUUCAAGAAAGCAUCCAGACGAGAUUGCUGAUCUUAUUGACAAGGAACUAUGGAAGAUGAAUGAUCACCUUCAGUCAAUAUCUGACGGGGAGCUGGACCACUGGAAAGAGUCUGCUCGAGCCGAACUCGAGAAACCGACGGAAACGUUUUACGAGGAGUUCGGCAGGUCCUGGGGCCAGAUUGCUAAUCAUGGGCAUUGUUUUAAUAAACGAGAUCUUGAAUUGAUAUACUUAAACACCGAGUUCAACCGAAAGCAACUGAGCCGGACAUACACGAAACUGCUCGAACCCACACGCCGUCUUGUUGUUAAACUCGUAGCAAGCCUACAACCUGCACAGGAGGUAACGCUCAUUGGGCAGGAGUCGCUCCUAGACGAGCGUAGGGAGUCUCUCGCCCACAAGAGAUCCAAAGGACAAAAACAUCGGAAAGGCUUGACCUUAGAAAACCUGGACGAAGAAACCGUCUCUCAAUUCCAUAACGCAGCAGGGUUUUAUCCUCAGGUGACCGUUUGUGAACUGUCACCCAGGAUGCUGUUGAGACUGGAAGAGGAAAUGUAACACGGCUUUCCCUGAAAUCAGUACUAUUUUGAACUCGUACACAUUCCCCUGCGUGGAGCUGUCUGUGCUAGGUGCUGGUAGGAGGCGCAUGCUGUUGUUCAUUUGGCCUCUGUCUUAAAACAUUGGACUCUCUCUUUAUUGUACUACGCGUUUGUUUCUUUCUAUCCUCAGUCAUACUCUUGCCCCAUUACAAAUGUGGGAUUGUCAGAAUCCCUUUCUUAAAGCUCCUCGAAUGGCA